This is a messenger RNA of Botrytis deweyae, 1746 nucleotides long. RefSeq lists its product as uncharacterized. The transcript has a single exon. Bases 1 to 1746 code for a protein of 581 amino acids. Gene Ontology annotation, molecular function: zinc ion binding; transcription cis-regulatory region binding; DNA-binding transcription factor activity, RNA polymerase II-specific. Gene Ontology annotation, cellular component: nucleus. NCBI's taxonomy places the organism in Eukaryota, Fungi, Ascomycota, Leotiomycetes, Helotiales, Sclerotiniaceae. Gene Ontology annotation, biological process: positive regulation of transcription by RNA polymerase II. The record is from RefSeq and is a predicted model, not a curated record.
AUGACUUGUAGACGUGCUAGAGUGAGAUGUGACGAAAAACAUCCGAUAUGUGAAAGGUGCAAUCGUCUCGAGUUAGAUUGUUCAUACCAGCCAUUUGUUUCUCGAAAGGAAAGGGAACGACGGCAUCGAGAAGCGAGAGAAAGGACAAUUCCAGUUCAGAUCAUCCCAAAUGUCGUUGCAUCCCUACCACAUCCGAGACCGGCAGAUGUCAACGAAUUUCUCCAUGCUGUGGAAGAUGAAGCAUUUCCUGACAUGUGGAGCAUGCAUGAAUGGACGACCAAUAUGGGACAUGGAUUCAUCUUACCCGAAGGUUCCUUCAAUCUCGAGACAUUUGACGGACUAGCGCCAGGGAACAAGGACACUUACACUAAUAGUCCUUCAUCGCCGUUCCAACCUUUAAGAGCUCUUGACCUUGUGGGUCGAGAUAAUGUUGUGUUCCAGGAUGACUAUUAUGCUCAAGGAUGCGUCACACUUCAUUUCCCAAAUUUACGUCAUUCGAGUCCCUUGAAACUCUCACCAUCAGAGAAACGGGCUGUUGAACACUACGAGAAGACAUUAUCAUUGAAGUUUACCACCAAAAACCCCACCUGGUCAACCCAGCAAAUAUAUAUUUGUCUCGGCGCCCAAGAUCCUCUAAUUAUGCACUUGUUGCUUGCGAUAUCAUUUCGUGACUUGUUUUUCAAAGAUAAAGAUAAUGCACUUCACGACCUUGCCCAAAAUCACUUUCGAGCUGGAAUUGGUCGUUUACUGACAGCUAUCUCCGAAGAAAAAUCACCACACCACUUGAGCAUCAUGGCGGCUUUCUGGUUCUUAUAUAUGCUUGGAUCAAGUCAAAUUCAUGCGGGUAUCGGUACGAUGAUGCUCUUGAGCAGAGUUGUGUGCGAUUAUGUGCAAAAGCAUGUAGCGGGUCUUCUAGAUCUAGAUCCACUCAAUAAGCGACACGCAAAUCCUCCAUUACCUUUCCACCUUCGUGAUCAAUCGUUACUAGCCCGAGUCACAGUUUGGAUGUUUUACGCCGAUGUUGGAUUUUGCUUUUGCUACCGUGGUGGGGAUCUCGCAAGAUAUCUUUGCACCGACACCAAGAAUAUAUCCAAAAUCGUCGACAUGGGCCGUGCUGUUCUUGCUCUGAACUUUGACCAAGACUAUCCACCAGAUCAGGCAGCUGAUGACACUCAGAAUCUUGAAGUGCUAGAUCUUUUAUGGAAGUCAGCAAUAAUGUGUCAGCUGGUGAAUGACCUUGAUCAAAACAUCCCAUCAGACGAGAUAGAACAACAAUUCUGUGAACUCGAGCAAACUUACAGCUCUAUAUUCGAACUUGCUGCAAUAGAUCUGGAAACUCGUCCAAGAUUUCUGGUCAAUGCCGAUUGGAUACUCAGUUACUUCUACGCUAUACGUAUCUACCACUUUCGAUAUACUACGCGAAACGAAGAUCGCAACGCAAGACCAAAGGUAGUUAAACGAGCUCUCAAGUCACUCUUGGAAAUCGCCCAGAGAAUCUUUGCAAAGGGUGAUGAGGAGCAUUACGAAAGGCUCCAUUGGCCCUUAUUCAUGGCAGGGAUUGAAACCACGGAUACUAUACAUCGGGAAUGGAUCUUGGAAAAAUUCUCAUCUGGAAAGUUCAAGACUGUUUUGGAAAAGGUGUUGAAGAUUCAGCAUCUGAGUGGAACAAGGGUUCAUAUGUCUUUGGUUCGCGAGAUGUGCUCUAAGGAAGGGGAUGCUCCACGUGUUACUUUUCUUGGCUUUUGA